UAUCUGAAUCUAGUUCACUUAUUGAAAAUUGUCAUUUGCUUUUAUUGCUUUGCUGUCACAGUUUACAUCCGGGCACCAAAAGAUGGAACCAGUUAUAAAAGGUUGCCAAAGUCUAGUGCUAUCAAGGUUAUUGAUUUUGGCAGCACAGCCUAUGAGCAUCAAGAGCACAAAUACAUUGUGUCGACAAGGCACUACCGGGCACCUGAGGUUAUUCUGGGACUUGGAUGGAGUUAUCCAUGUGACAUAUGGAGUGUUGGUUGCAUCUUGGUAGAGUUGUGUUCGGGAGAAGCUUUGUUUCAGACACACGAGAACUUGGAACACCUAGCUAUGAUGCAACUUCUCGAGUGUCACACCGGACCACACAAGUGUCACUUGAUUAAUUAAUUAUACCAUAAGAACAUGAAAGCAGAUAAAUUAAAUCAGUUGUAUUCAAUCGUAAUCAUAACAAGAAAACAUGUCUUCUUUA
Molecule: messenger RNA, 466 nt
Organism: Malus domestica (apple)
Lineage: Eukaryota; Viridiplantae; Streptophyta; Magnoliopsida; Rosales; Rosaceae
Source: RefSeq, a predicted model, not a curated record